Molecule: messenger RNA, 1459 nt
Organism: Tripterygium wilfordii
Lineage: Eukaryota; Viridiplantae; Streptophyta; Magnoliopsida; Celastrales; Celastraceae
Product: nuclear transcription factor Y subunit C-2-like
Exons: 3
Coding region: 318-1073 (251 amino acids)
Biological process (GO): regulation of DNA-templated transcription
Cellular component (GO): nucleus
Molecular function (GO): DNA binding; protein heterodimerization activity; DNA-binding transcription activator activity, RNA polymerase II-specific
Source: RefSeq, a predicted model, not a curated record
ACAGCCGCCACCAGAAAUUUCUCCUUCGUUUCAAAUGCUUCUCUGUCCCUCCCUUUUGAAUCCUCAAUUUCUCCCCCAACAACAAAACAUCCUUGUCUUUCUCUCUCCUAGGGUUUCUCUGCUACUGAAUUGCUGCUCCAACAAGAUUCACCUAUACAAGCUUUCAUGGGGCAAGUAGAUAUUUUGUCCUAAUGUUGUUUAAGAAGGAGAGAUUUACUUCUAGAUAAAACAUAGAUGUUUACUGCCAGACAAAUAGUAUUGUCAUGAGAGGAUAUUUCUACUUAGAGUAAGGUCAAACUAAACUUAUAUAGAUAGCCAUGGAUCACUCAGAACAAACACAGCAACAACGACGGGAACAUCAGCAGCAGCAUCAGGCAAUGGGCAUUGUAGCUGGUAGUGGUCAGAUGGCCUAUGCUACUCCUCCCUACCAAACUGCUCCCAUGGUUGCUUCAGGCACACCAGCAGUAGCUGUCCCUCCCCCGACACAGCCUGCCACUACAUUCUCCAAUUCCUCUCACCAACUUGCAUACCAGCAAGCACAACACUUUCACCACCAGCAGCAGCAACAACAACAGCAGCAACUUCAGAUUUUCUGGGCCAAACAAAUGCAGGAGAUCGAACAAACUACUGAUUUUAAGAAUCAUAGCCUCCCGCUUGCUCGGAUUAAAAAAAUUAUGAAAGCUGAUGAAGAUGUCCGGAUGAUCUCAGCCGAGGCCCCUGUCAUAUUUGCAAAGGCAUGUGAAAUGUUCAUCUUGGAGCUAACUCUGCGCUCUUGGAUCCACACAGAGGAGAACAAAAGAAGAACACUGCAGAAGAAUGACAUUGCUGCCGCCAUUUCAAGGACUGAUGUCUUUGAUUUCCUGGUUGAUAUUAUUCCUCGAGAUGAAUUGAAGGAAGAGGGACUUGGUAUCACCAAAUCUACUAUUCCUGCUGAUAUGCCCUACUACUAUGUCCCACCACAGCAUCCGGUUCCACCACCAGGGAUGAUAGCUCGACCACCAGUUGCUUUCAUGCCGUGGCCACAGACUCAACCACAGCAACAGCAAUCUCAACAGCAGCAAGGUGACUCGUAAGUUUGGAGUAAUAGGUAGUGUUGAGAUUGCUUGGCGAAGAAUCUGAUGAUCUGAGAAUGAGAUGAAUCUUAGUGUACUAGUAGAUGUAGUGUUAGCCGCCAUUUGUACAAAGUGGUUUCAUUAAGUCAAAUGUGAGGCGGCUGUAUCAUCAAUGGGUUUGUGUUUUGCUCUUAGAUUGGGAUAAUUGGUUAUACCCUUUUUUUCCUCCCUUUCCUUUGGGAUUGUUAUGGUAGAUCUGAAGGACGUUAGUCACCAUAGUUAAGUUUGCUUCUUUGUUUUUUUGUAACAAUGAUUGGAAGGGCUUUUACAAGGAAUUUCAAGUUAUUGUAAUACUCCAAUGAUUAGCUGUUUUUCAACCGUUGGUGCAUGAGUUUGUGUUAGUAGUG